AUGCAACAAGGCGUGAGGAAGCGGCCUCGGCAGGGCGAUGACUGGGGUGCCACAGUCAAAAGCAAAAGUAGCAGCAACGACGGUAGACGCUUGCCUGGGCGUUAUUCGCCAUUGACCUCCAGCGGUGCAUCCGCUGCUGAUGCUGCUGCUCCUUCGCCUUCGGCCGCGCCAGUGACGGCGAAGGACGUGAUGUGGCAGCGCAAGACGACGGAUGUGCAGAAGCAGCUCAUCCAGCUCGCCCACCUGUACGCGCAGAAGGCGCAGGAGAAGGAGGAGGUGCUGGACGCCAUUGAAGAGAUGAUCGCCAUGCAGGAGCUGGAGCUUGCAGCUGUCGCGGCGGACAGCGAGUCCCACACAAGUCAACACCUCGAGGAGCUGGCGGAGUUGCGUCGUCGCGAGGAGGCAUGCUUCAUGGAGAAGCAAAGGGCCAUGGACGAAAUAGCAGCGCUGCAGGAACGACGCGUGCAGCUGGAGCAGGUGCGGGAACGCAUGCAGGAAGAUAUUGUCAUGCAGUCCGAUGGGUUGGAGCAGCUGCAGCGGACGUUAGGGGCACAGCGCGAGGUCACGGCGAAGGAGCAGCGGGAGUUAGACGAUGCGCUCGAGAGAGAGCGCGUCAUGCAGGACGCCGCCUACGGUCUCUCCGGUGAGGUAAGAGAGAUGGUGGUGGAACUCCAGCAGAUGCGCAAGGCCAAGGCGGCAGCUGAGCAGGAGACGAAGGAGACAGAGGUGCUGCGGCGGCAAUUGUACUCUCAGUGCGAGGAGCUGAAGGGGACUAUUCGCGUGUAUUGCCGCGUUAAGAGUGGUGGUAGUAACAGCAGUGACGCCAAGCUGGCAGCUGAGACGCUCCGUGAGGAGUCAGUCGCAUCACGCAGCACCAUCAGUUCUGUGGCGGAGAUGCGGCAGAGCUUUGCUGGUGCAGCAGCAACAGGGAAGGGAAAAGAGAGGCGGCGACGGGAGGAGCAGCAGUCGGUACAGCAUGGGCGGUUUGUGUUCCCGCAGGCUGGCGAGGAGGUGCAGAGGACGCUGUGCCUCUGCCAGUCGCGGAGUAACGCCACCUCCACCGGUAAGCAGGAGUCACGCGAGACGUUCGUCUACGACCGCGUCUUCGAUGGCAGCGCGGGGCAGGAGGCUGUCUACGCCGAGGUGGAGCCGCUCGUCAACUGCGCGAUUGACGGCUACCGCGUCUGCAUCUUCGCGUACGGUCAGACGGGCUCCGGCAAGACGUACUCGAUGGAGGGCGACGUGCGGGAUGAGCAGCGCUGCGGCAUCACGCCACGUGCGCUGCGCACCAUCUUCCGCCGGCAGGAGGAGCUGCGCGCCGACGGCUGGGAUUACCGCCUCAGCUGCUACUUUGUGGAGAUAUACAACGACGUCAUCCGCGACCUGCAGCAGGAUCCGGCGGCGUACGAGCCCGGUGGCGCGGCGUGCGCGCAGCCGAACUACCACGUCAUCAAGCACCACAGUGAGACUGGGACCACAAAUAUCACGAACGUCGUGGAGAAGCGCAUCCACUCAAUCGCGGACUUCCAGCGCUUGUACGACGCGGCUAUGCGGCACCGUAGCACAACCAAGACACUACUGAAUGACCGCUCGUCCCGCUCACACUGCGUGUUUGUGCUGCGCAUCGAGGGGGAGAACGCGGCGAUACGACAGCGCAGCGAGGGGACGUUGUGCCUCGUUGAUUUGGCCGGAAGCGAGCGGAUGAACGACUCCGGUGUGCAGGGACAGCAGCUUAAGGAGACAAUCAACAUCAACCGCAGUCUGCUGGACCUGGGGAAGUGCAUCAGUGCCCUCAACAACUCCGGUAGCGUCGCCCCGUGGCGCAACUGCAAGCUGACGUACCUGCUGCAGAACUACCUGGGCGCAAAGGGCGGCAAGAUGCUCAUGCUGGUCACCGUCUCCGAGAAGGAGGAACACUUAGCGGAGAGUCUCANGAGCCGCGUCAACCAGACAGUUGUUGGCCCCUCCGUGAAGAGAGUAAACAACUACUGA
This is a messenger RNA of Trypanosoma grayi, 1992 nucleotides long. Its product is annotated as putative C-terminal motor kinesin. Gene Ontology annotation, molecular function: ATP binding; microtubule binding; microtubule motor activity. NCBI's taxonomy places the organism in Eukaryota, Euglenozoa, Kinetoplastea, Trypanosomatida, Trypanosomatidae. The record is from RefSeq and is a predicted model, not a curated record. The transcript has a single exon. The coding region runs from base 1 to 1992 and encodes 663 amino acids. Gene Ontology annotation, biological process: microtubule-based movement.